AUGUUCGUCUGGUUCUUUUUCAGUUUUUUGGUCUUUGGAAAAUUUUUGGCCAAGGUGAAUUGUUUCGUGUGUCCCAAUUAUUUGAUAACUCCUGAAGCUGGACCAAUCGGUGUGAUACCUUCCAGCAGAGUUGGUCUAUCUGUUAUUCCUGCCAACUACGAUUGUGCAUAUCACUUUUUGAUUCAUCCCGGUUGGGCUCUCCAUUUGUCUAUCAGCACUCACUAUGAUCAAUUACUCGGAGACAAUAUCACUUUUACGGACAACUUGGGAGUUGUCCAUAUACUUCCCACGCCAAACCAGCAUAUUGACGAAUGGUCAUCGGCGCCAACUGCCAUUUUUCACAUAAAAACGAUGAGCAAUACCAGUCAAAUGUUUGCGAUUUAUGAAUUCGUCAAUGUCGAGAAAAAGUACAAACAAGUCAAGAUUCCGACUGGAGAAUACUUUGCUCUUGGGGACAUGAAUAAACGAUACUACACGUUUCAUUCGGAAGCCAUGGAUCGAGUGGCACUGAAUCUGGCUAUCAAAAACACGCAAGACUAUGACACACUUCUCGAACAGAUAUUCGUUUAUGACGGAGGAGAUGUGAAGAACUGUCAAAUGGUUGGAAGACUUUCAAAUUUCCUCAAGAAGAAAAAAAUUUCAUCGUUCAAUAACAUCACUAUCAUUAACUUCUAUGACGUUAAUUCACCAUCCUAUUUGAUCGGAAAUGAUUGGUUAAAAGUGUCAGUAUUCUCUAAGUACAAGGCUAUUCUGACGAGUCGGAAUCAACAAACAACUGGCGAGUUGUUUGAUGCGAGUGACCGAGGAGCCGCUUAUACAUGGAUAUGCUCCGAUUGUAACAACUUUUACUGGACCAUUUUGAAAUUUCAUAAGUCAAUGACGACGAUUUCAAAAGCUUAUAUCGAACUUCGCUCACUAUCUCCCACACAUAACACUUCAACUCUUUUGAAUUACUCUGUUUCUACAACAUUGGAACGGAAUUUCCCUCAACUGAUUCCUUCGAGAAUGUUCACAAUGAUCAAUCAUCACAGUGGAAUUGGAGUCACUCUGGAUACUUCUGUCACUAAAUCCUCGACUCAAAAAUGGCUGAAACCAUUUGAUGGUAGACGUGGUGUAAUAUUCUCACCCUCAAUUUGGAACCCAAAAACAUCACCAAGCUUUUCAUUUCAGUUUGAAGACGAUGAUCAAAAAUUCAUGUUUGGUGUGAAUGUGAAAGAUGUUCGAAUUGCGACGGCUGGCGACUCAUUGACAAUAAAAACAGGACCAACAGCAUCAAACAACUUUUCAUAUAAGGAAUUUGUCUCUGAUCAUACAGAAUUUUGGACUCGGAGGGAAUCAAAAGGAAACUUUAUGCAAAUUUCCUAUGAGGGAUGGGAUCAAAGAUCAAUGGCAAUAGUCAGCUUUGAUAUGAAAAAAAUCAAUUGCGGAAAUAAUUAUGAUUCGUUUAGACUGUUUUUAUUCUUGUUAUUUUGGUUGUGCUACAAAUAA
This is a messenger RNA of Caenorhabditis briggsae, 1488 nucleotides long. Gene Ontology annotation, biological process: innate immune response. NCBI's taxonomy places the organism in Eukaryota, Metazoa, Nematoda, Chromadorea, Rhabditida, Rhabditidae. The coding region runs from base 1 to 1488 and encodes 495 amino acids. Gene Ontology annotation, cellular component: membrane raft. The record is from RefSeq and is a predicted model, not a curated record. The transcript has 9 exons.